AUGAUGUCUCAAAAGUCUACUUGCCCAGUUCUACCGUCCCUACUUUCCGUUCCCUGCCAUGCAGCGUGGGCCUCUCUGGCAGCAGAUCAGUUUGCCGCCCGCCCACAUUUGAAUUUGGACGCAUCUCAAAAGUCUACUCUCGCAUCCUUGUCUGUAUGCCCUAUGUUCCGUUCCUUUGCAUGCAGCAUGGGCAUCAUUGGCAGCAGAUCAGUUUGCCGCCCACAUUCUCACCAUCCCACUGCUGACGUGGCGCCUGCCAUCCCCCCUCCUCCCUGCCCUGCGCCAUCUGUCAGCUCUCCAGCCCUGCCUUAUCUCCUGCCUGGUACGAUCAUUCUCUCUUCUCUUCCUUUCUACCUCAACUUAACUUCUGGCCUUGCCCACUAUGCCUCUCUUUCCCCUCCUCCCUUCCCUGCGCUAUCUGUCAGCGCUCCAACCGUGCCUUAUCUCCUGCCUGGUACGACCCUUCUCUCCUCUCCUCUUUUCUACAUGAACCUUCGGCCUUGCCCACUAAAUCUCUUUCUCCCCUCCUCCCUUCCCUGCGCUAUCUGUCACCGCUCCUACCGUGCCUCCUCUCCUGCCUGGUACGAAUCGUUCUUCCAAGCCAUCUACGAUAAUGCACCUGUCUGCCUGCCAGAAUCGUUUACCUUCUCCAUUAAACAACCCCGUCCGUCUCUCCUCCUCCCUGCCUUGCGCCAUCUGUCAGUGCUCCAGCCGUGCCUCCUCACCUAUCUGCGCCAGGCUCCUUCCCCCCACCCCUCGCCACCAGACCCAUACCACCGGCUCACCUCCCAUCUCCCCCCUCCCGCCUGGGCUCUAGCAAACGUCUCUGCUCUCGCCACCGCCCCCCCUUCCCUCUCCUCCUCCCCCUCUCCAUCCUCCUCCCCUUCCCCCUCUCCACCCUCUCCUCCUCCUCCUCCCUCUCCCUCACUCUCCUCUGAGCUGUUCCUACCCGGUCUGGACUUGCCACUCUAUGUCCACGCCCUCUGCGCCCUAGCUGCUGCUGUGAUAGCCCAUGAGGAGAAAGAGCGGUGGCACGUGCUGAGGGUCCUAGAAGAAGCCCUUAAAGCCGAAAAAAGUGCGGAAAAGGCAGCAGAAUCGGGAGGGAAACCUGCUGCAGUAGCAGCAUCAGGAUCAGCAGCAGCAGGAGCAGGAGGAGGAGGAGCAGCAGGGCGGCAGCAGCUAGACAUGGGCGAUUUCGGCCGCCUCUACUCGCUCCUCCUCACGCUCUUCUCCUCGGUGCAUGCGUCCUCAGGGCGGGUGCUCCCUCUCCUCAACGUCCUCGCCUUCACUCGCGAGGUUCUCACAGGGCUGUGGCACUGGCUGGUGGCUCACUGCCGUAUCUCUAUUUCUCAGGCGUAUGCGGAGAGUGAGGGGAUGCAGAGUGGUUUGCAAGGGGUACAGAGUGGUUCCAAGGGAAUACAGGCGGCUGCUGCUGGCGGUGCUGGUGCUACUCGUUCUGCUGCUGCUGGUACUGGUGGUGGUGGUUCUGGUACUGCUGGUGGUGGUUCUGCUGCUGGUGCUGGUGGUGGUGGUGGGAGGGCAAGAGAGGGAUCUAGCAGGAGGGGAAACAGAGGGAGGAGGGAAGGGAGCAGGCAAGGGGGAGGGGGAGGGGGAGUGGCUGGUUCGUUUCAGCUGCCCCAGUUUUCGGGCAGCUGGUUUCCAAGGUCGUUUUUGGACGGGUAUGGGGGAGGUGGGGAGGGAGGGGAGGAAAGGGCGGAGGAGGAGGAUGAGUGGGGGAACCCACAUGGAGGAGGAGGUGGAAGAGGUGGAAGGGGAGGAGAAGGGGUAGGAAGAGAUAGAACGGGCGUUGACCACAUGCAGACAGAUUCUGCCGGCCAGGGAAGGCCGCCCGGGAGUGCGGGUGAUGAUGAUGCUGCGCUGGCUGCAUUCAUUGGUGGGCGGCAGGCUGGUCAAUCAAGUCAACCAGGGUCAACGGCAGCACAGCAGUGGUCCACCUUUCUCUCCUCCACGUUCCAGAGACGCGCAGCAGAGGCACAGAGAGGGCGCAGAGGAAGAGGAGGGGGAGAGGGAGGCGGGAGGACGUUUUGGGAGACCCAGACAGGUGACUAUAUGGAAGAGGAUAUUGACGAGGGGGAAGAGGAAGGAGGAGAGGAGGGGGGAGUGGGAGCGGGAACUGGGGGAUUCGAGGGAAGAGAGGGGGGAGAGGGAGGAGGAGAGCGGUGGGAUGUGGAGAGUAUGAAGAAGGGGGUGGCAGGGGUGGCGGCUGACGUGGCAGUGGUAAUGACGGUGUUCUGCAGGGCGUAUGCCCACCUGCUGCUCGUGCUGGAUGAUGAGGAGUUCUACCAGAGACAGCAACCUAGUCUACAGCACCCUCAUCUCCUCCCACUUGUCUGCCUGCCCCUGCCCCUCUUCCCUCCGUAUCCCUCCUCUUCCUUGUCCCGUGUUCCCCUCUUCCCUCAGAUCCCCUUCUCUCUUUCCGAGCAAAGAGUCAUCGCAGCAACACUCAACACUCUCGUUUACAACACACUCAUCUCCUCCCCCUCCUCCUCCUCCCCGUCCCCCUCCUCUUCCUCAUCCGCCUCCGCCUCUUCCCCGCUCACCCCUUCGCAAUCCACGCUACUAGAAGCAGCCACGCGCUGCCUCCUCCCUCUGCACGACCGCGACUGUAGACGAGCCUUCUGUGAGCCUUCGCUCUGGCUGGCCCCUGCUGACCGCCGCCCACCACCUGUCAUCUCUGCAGCAGGUACAUACGAGCCCAAUUAUGGAGUUUUUGAGAAUUCUCAAAAACUCCCUGAGCUCAUUGCUCCCCGUCUUCUCUUCCGUUCCGACUCUCUUCCUUCCCCUGCUGUUCCCACCGCUGCAGGCACAGCCAGACACCAUGGGGUGUGGGGCGAGGAGGGGAGGGGGAAUGGGGGGAAUGAUGGAUGGAGGGAACGUUGGCGGACAAGGGUGCACAUAUUCCGCGAGCUCAUUCAAGCGGACAAGGCGCGGCAUGGAUUAGGGGCUACCCCCAGGAUGGGCACGGUGCGGCCUGUGGUGGACGUCCCGGUGCACAUAUUCAGGGAGCUUCUUCAGGCGGACAAGGUGCGGCAUGGACUAGGGGUUACCCCCGGGAUGGGCAUGGUGCGGCCCGUGGUGGACAUGUCCGUGCGGCGCGACCCGCUCUGCUCGUGGAAGCUUAUGCAAGCAGACGAGGAGAGGCACGGGGUUGUGUACAUAUUCCGGGAGCUGAUUCAAGCAGACAAGGCGCGGCAUGGACUAGGGGCUACCCCUGGCAUGGGUAUGGUGCGGCCCGUGGUGGACGUGUCAGUGCGGCGGGAUUUGCUAGUUGAGGAUGCGUUCGUGCGCCUCAACCAACUCGGACCGAUGCUCAAGGUAUCACUGAGAGGAAGCCGCUUUGGGAGUGACAAGGUGUGGCAUGGGAUGGGCAUGGUGUGGCCUGUGGUGGACGUGUCCGUGCGGCGGGACUUACUGGUGGAAGACGCGUGGGCGUGUGACGAGGUGACUUUUGAGUCGACUCAAAAGCUUCUGAGGGUUACCCAUGCAUGCAACAGGUGGGCAUGUGACGUGUCGGUGCGGCGUCACCUGCUGGCGGAGGAUGCCUUAGUGCGCCUCAACCAGCUGUGGCCCGUGGUUAAGGAGAUAGGAAUGGACCAGGGCGGACCCUCCAUUGCUCCCUCCUCCUGCUGCGCUUCCCACCUUUCCACUUCUCUCCUCUCUCGCGCUCUUGACCUACUCCACUCACACACCUCACAGGGACGUGUGCGUGUCUCAUUUGUGAAUGCGUUUGGAGCGGAGGAGAUAGGAAUGGACCAGGGCGGACUCUUCAAAGAGUUCCUCACUGACCUUGCUAAGGCAGCCUUUGACCCGGGGUACGUGGCACUAGGGGUUAAUGGCGCCUGGGACAGGUGGUGGCGCCUGGGACAGGUGGUGGCGCCUGGGACAGGUGGUGCAUGUGACGUCGAGAUAGGAAUGGACCAGAGCGGACUCUUUAAAGAGUUUUUCAUUGACCUUGCUAAAGCAGCCUUCGACCGGGGGGCAGCAACAGAAGAGGGUUACCUCUACCCGCACCCGGCUGCAGCAGCGCUGGGCCACAGCAUUCCCAUGGUGGAGUUUCUCGGCCGCAUCGUGUUGGAGUUUAGCUACGGCCUGUUCCUCCAGGCGGCCACAGAAGAGGGUUACCUGUAUCCACACCCGGCAGCAGCGGCGCUGGGCCACGGCAUUCCCAUGGUGGAGUUUCUCGGCCGCAUCGUGGGCAAGGCUCUCUACGAGGGGAUUCUGCUUGAGAGGAGAUAUUCGUUCCUGGACAAGCUCUCUUCAUUGGAUAAGGAGCUGUAUCGCAACCUCAUGUGCCUGAAGCACUAUGAAGGCGAUGCCUCUGAAUUGGCUCUGGACUUCACGGUAACAGAGGAGGUGUUGGGAGAGCACAAUAUUGUGGAGCUGCGGCCGGGCGGCAGUCACAUCGCCCACUAUGAAGGGGACGCCUCUGAACUUUCUCUGGACUUCACUGUGACAGAGGAAGUGCUGGUUGGGAGAGCACAAUAUUGUGGAGCUGCGGCCGGGCGGCAGUCACAUCGCGGUGACCAAUGCACCAUCCCUUUCCCCUUACCCCCCUGUCUCUUCCCACAGCACUACGAGGGGGAUGCAUCAGAACUGGCAUUGGACUUCACAGUGACUGAAGAAGUGCUGCGAGAGCACAAUAUUGUGGAGCUGCGGCCGUCAACCCUUGUCUACUCGCCCUCUGUUCUCCCGCUCCCCUGCUUACAUCUUGCCAUUCCUCAGCACUAUGAGGGGGAUGCCUCUGAACUGGCAUUGGACUUCACAGUGACUGAGGAGGUGCUGGGCGAGCACAAUAUCGUGGAGCUGCGGCCGGGCGGCAGCCACAUCGCAGUGACCAAUGAGAACAAGCUGCAGUAUAUCCAUGCUGUGGCUGAUUACAAGCUCAACCGUGAAAGCAGCAGUGUCCAGGUGGUUGCAGAAGUGACCAAUGAGAACAAGUUGCAGUAUAUCCACGCUGUUGCUGAUUACAAGCUCAACCGUCAGGUGAGACUUCAGGUGAAAGCAGCAGUGAUCAAUGAGAACAAGCUGCAGUACAUCCACUCCGUGGCGGAUUACAAGCUCAACCGUCAGAUGGCAGCAGUGGUAGCAGCAUUCCUAAGGGGCCUCUCAGAUCUGAUUCAGCCCGAGUGGCUGCGGCUGUUCAGUCCAAAGGAGUUCAACCAGCUCCUGUCAAGAGGAGAGCAGGACGAUUAUGUUGAGGAUCUCAAGGCGGUAUAUCCAAGCCUGGAGCCCAACGUGUCUGCUCUCUGCUGUGUGUGCUUCUGUGAUGUUCUGCUAUCAGGCGAGGAGCAGGACGUGGACGUGGAGGAUCUCAGGGCACACACGCAAUCCUGGGGGGGGACACGGAGCCCUGCCGUCAAGUGGAGAGCAGGACGUGGACGUGGAGGAUCUCAGGGCACUGCUGUCUACACUGCAAGCUCUCUAAGUCUCGAGCCCAAUACAUGCAUUUGUCUACUCUGCCUGUCUCUAUGUGCUUGCUUGCAGCUGCUGUCGGGAGGAGAGCAGGACGUGGACGUGGAGGAUCUCAAGGCACACACGCGGUACUCUGGGGGAUACACGGAGAGCGACCGAACCAUCAGGAUGUUCUGGGAGGUGGUGAAGGAGCUAUCAAGGGAGGAGAAGAGCCAGCUGCUCAGAUUCGUCACCAGCUGCUCACAUGAAUCCUCCUUUCCUCUCUCGCCUUGCUUCCCUCUCCCAUUCCCAUGCCACUGUCUCAUCGUAUAA
This is a messenger RNA of Closterium sp. NIES-65, 5745 nucleotides long. The record is from the annotation of a GenBank genome assembly. NCBI's taxonomy places the organism in Eukaryota, Viridiplantae, Streptophyta, Zygnematophyceae, Desmidiales, Closteriaceae.